Messenger RNA from Pneumocystis carinii B80, 1706 nucleotides. RefSeq lists its product as hypothetical. The record is from RefSeq and is a predicted model, not a curated record. Gene Ontology annotation, molecular function: metal ion binding. Bases 47 to 1168 code for a protein of 373 amino acids. The transcript has 9 exons. NCBI's taxonomy places the organism in Eukaryota, Fungi, Ascomycota, Pneumocystomycetes, Pneumocystales, Pneumocystaceae.
UCGAACAUCAAAGGAAUAAAUAAGGGGGAAAAAGAUGGAAUAUUAGAUGAGUAGAUCUAAAUAUUAUAAUACAAUUUAUUGCCCUGUUUGUAAUAGACCAUCUAAAAACUUAUACGAAUUGAAUGUUCACCUAGAUCAAGACCAUUUUGAUGUGGCUGAAAAGCAAAAAGAAACAGUUAAAUCAUGGUUAAAGAAAAGAGUUGAUGAAGCAAAACAAUUAGCAUCGAUUGUAGUUACUCAACAUUAUUUUCAUAAGGAAUUCGAAUUAAAUGAAAAUCAUGUAGAAACACAAGUUACGAAAAAACAUUGGCAAAUUGAUGAAAAUGUACCAUGUUUUUUCGAAUCAUGCCAUAAAAUUCUUGUUUCCAAGGGAGAACGUGUUAAUUGCAAAAAAUGCGGGAAAUUGUUUUGCAAUAUUCACACAUCCUAUCAAAUUAAACUUUCUCAAGAUGCUCAACAUGAUCCUGAUCAUGGUGUAUGGUCUCGUGUUUGCAAAUAUUGUUAUGAAGAAAGAGAAGGAUAUAUGGAUACGAAUGGGCCUGUUAUAGACUAUUUUCCAGAAUUUAAACACUUUCGUGCUCAAGCAGUAGACAAAAUUAAUCUACAUGCUAAUCGACUUGAAAAAAGGGUUUCAAAACUCUUUGAGCUUCUUAUAUUGGAUUCAAAAAAUGAAGCUACUACAAAUUCUUUUUAUAAAUUGGUCAAUUCUUUUAAAUCACGAAAAAAGGCUUUAGAACAAACCAUUGUUUCAUGGGAAGAUGAUGUUUCCGUUACACAUUGUCCAAUUUGCAAACGUUCUUUUAAUUAUACUGAUAAAAAACACCACUGUAGAUUAUGUGGAAAGAUAAUAUGUGCUAAUUCGAAAACACAAUGUUCUUCAAUCGUUCAAUUAAAUAUGAAAUCUCGAUGUUUAAAUGCUUUUAAUUCAAAAAUAGUGCAUGAAAAUUCAACGAAUGCUUCAGUUUAUUCAGAUUUGUCCAUACGUAUAUGUAAAAAUUGUAGACAUAUUGCUUUUUCUAGAAAAGAGUUUUCCGAUUGUCUUUCAAAAUCUCAUCCAUUGGUUACUUUGUAUAAAGAAUUAUCCACACUUAGGCAUAAGAUUGAAAUAUUAUUUUCUGAUUUUAAAUCUCAAUUGAAUGAAUUAAAGAAAGUCCUUAAUAAUAGUUAACUUUAAUACUAAUAAAAAAUUAGAGAAAAUAUAGACCAAAAACGAAUUGAUGAAAUUGCAUUGAUUCGUGAAAAAAUAUUAGAAACAUUCUCUCAAUAUGAUAAAUUGUCAAAGAAUAUUUCUCAAUUAACAACAAAAUCUUUAGCUAUGAAAAAUCUUCAAAUAGAAAUUCAUUCGGAGGCAAAACGUUUCCUUCAACAGCAUAUGUUUUCAUUGCAAUUCGUUCCAAAUUUAAAGAAAAAAUGCGAUAAUAAUACAAACAAAAUAAUACAUUUCCCGGAGUUAAAUGAAAAGAAAUUUUUAGAACUACAGAUUCUUGAAGAACAACGUCAUCAAGUUCAAAACUGGAUUAAAGAUGCAAGUAAACGUAGAAAGUAUGAUGAAGUUGGUGCAUUACUCGAUAAUAUAAAUAUGCUUUCUCUUGAAAUUGAAAAAAUACAAACACAAGCUCAUGAAUUUUCGUCUUCUUUUGAACAUGAAACGUAUUCAUAAUUUGAAAAUAAUUGCUUUUUUUUUUGCUUAAUAAAUAGAUAGAUAA